CUUCAUAGUCCCUUAUCUCAUCAUGGUGCUCCUGUGUGGCAUUCCUCUGCUCUUCAUGGAGUUUGCUAUCGGGCAGUACACUCGUUUAGGGCCAGUGCAUGCGCUCGCCAAAAUUUGUCCUUUGUUAAAAGGUGAGUGACUCUCCAGGCCAAAGGCUCCUCAUGUGAUGAGGAUGAACAUCUGAUGGAUUUUCCUUCAUUAACACACAAUGUUUUUUCCACAAUCGGAGCUUGCAUAAAAUAGGACAUUUAUGUAUGCAUGUGUUGCUGUGCUCACUUCUAAAUGCAAUAAAUUACUUAAUCCUUAUUAUCCAAAUAUUUGCAUUAAAAUUAUUUCAAUAGGCUACAUUGCCAAAACUAACAGGUCCAUCCCCUAAUACCUUUUUAGAAAACAAAAUUCAGGGAUCAGUGAUUUCAUCAAGCAAAAGGAUGAUAAAAUAAUACAAAGUUCCACCAGAGAAAGCAGACAAAUGUGCCACUACCCAUGUAAGCUCAUUCAGGCCAAUGACUGAUCUAAAGGAAUAUAUAUCAGGGACUGAGGCUUUAUUGUUUUGUUUUUUUCCUUCACUACAUUUUUGAGACGAGGAAAAGGUUGAUACAAUUCAUUGAACAAAUUACUACCCCCAAAAAGUUGAUUAUUAACUAUCAGUCCCAGAAAUCCCAAUCAAUCAACACAGUAUGUAAACAAAGAGCUCCACAUUUUUGAGCUAGAUCAUUACAGCAGAGGGCUAGGCAUCAGAGUAGGAAUAUAAAAUAGUCUAAACAGUAUUGUCCUAUCAACUGAUCUGGAUCAUUUAAUAAGAGGCUGAUACAUUGUUCAUUUAUUUAAAAUUUGUAACAAAAUUUAAAAUAAAAGAUUAGACAGGACUUUAUUUCUCUCCAUGGGCAGGGCAGUUAAAUGCAGUAACAAAUAUUUGCUGUUAUUAUUAGAAUCAUUUGUUAGGGGAAACGACAUGUAUAGCUGAAUAGAACGGAGAACAGGAAAUAAGAAAAUAAAUGACACAAUAAACUAGCCUGCAGUUGUGUACCAAUAAGCUUUACUGGAAGUGAUGAUUGAUUGAUUUAAUUUAACACUCAAACAUUUUAUGAAAGUUAGCACUGGUUCCUGUUAGUUGUAAAAAAAACUUGUAUGUAUUUGCUGUUCCCAUCAACGUGUAGUUAUCAAGUAACAUGGCAUAUGCGCUGACUUACAGGUGAAUAAGGAAAAAAAGCAAAAAAACAGCAAUAGUUUAUUAAUGUCGGGAGUAAAGUAGAUCCUUCCGUGAGGGAAGAAUGCACUGAAAUCUUCCCAGUCAUGUAUUUAAAGCUGGUGCAGAGACGCCCUCAGGAUUGACCAGGUGAUGACGAUGAUUGACAGACAACCUUAAAAACAGGUAUAAUUAUAUAUUAUAUGUAUCUUAUCAAACAUGACACAACAUGACCGAAAGCAAAUUCUUCAUCUAAUUAAAGAUGAGUUGCUGUAGUGAAUCUCGCCUAAAGCCAAAAUACUUCACAGAUGGGUAAAUCUUCUUUCAGGUUGUCAUAAACCUACACAAUUGCUGUUUAAAAAUUUACUUGGAUGAGCUGUUGCAGUGGUUUUACACUGACUGGCCACUGAGUGAACUUACAGUCAUACAGUAAAUGAAAAUGUGUCCUGUUUGAUAGGUUGUAACGUCUUUUUAUAUCUGCCAUGGGAGUCUUGUAUUUGGUUUGUUUUGCCAAGAUAUCCAAAAAUGUCACAAUUGCAGUUAUAUGUGAUGGGAAGUUCGGCCAGGAGCCAAGGAACAAGCUAAGCUUUAAGCUUUUUCAGAAAUCUUUUGAAAAGUUUUUUGUACAUUGUGAGAUAGGAAUUUGUCACUUGUUUUCUCAGGACAUACUGCUUUAAAUAAAUUAAAAAAAAAAUCUUGCACGUUUAUCCCAUGAUCCUCUGUCAUUAUGUGCUUGAUGGUCCAGAUCCAAAUGAAUAUUUAAAACUGAUAAAUUUUUAACCGUGGUGAAGGCAUGCUCUUUUCUGAGUGCCUCUAAGUUUGUAACAAAGUUUUUCUAUUUGAUAAAUGAAUUGUUUUAACAUGUUGAUGGAUGAGAACUUGUUAAGCAAAAUUUACAAUCACUAUAAUCAGUGUAUUUCUUUUUUUUUUUUACUUCAUGUUUUAUCAAAAGUACAUUCUUGGAUUUCUUUCUGUAAUUGAAUCCAUUUUAAAUUCACAUGAAAGAAAUUGUCAAAUAAUUCGAACGUGAACCAAUAUUCUUAAAUUCUGCAUAUUUGAAUGAUAGUUAAAUCAAAUGUGGGUGACUGGAGGUGUGUUUCUUACAGUCCACAUAAGUUGUUAAAACAAAUUGUAAACAUCCGGCUAAUUGUGGCUCAGUACAACGGGUUGUUUGUUUUAAGGAGUUAUAGUGCUCAUGAAAAAAUCACACACAUCAGGAGGUAUUUGCAAAACUGUAAAUCAAACAUGUGAAUGAACUGGGAUGUGUGGACUUGGAGAGCACUGACAGUCACUUGGCAGCUCAUCAAACAAGACCCCAGCCAUCAACAAUCAGUACUUAUGGGUGUGAAUUGAAAAUGAUAUCUGCCUUGUUCUAACUUAAGAUUUUUCUCCAUAGUUUUCUUAUCUCCUUAAAGACAGAGAUUAUCUACCCGGUCAAAACGUAUGGGUCCUUCACUUGAUUUAUCGCUCAUUUCUUCCUGGUUAAUGCUCUGUGCUAAACAAGGGCCAAAAGCAGGUGUUGGUCUGGCCACAGUUGUUAUCUCCUUUGUGUUCUCCACGUACUACAAUGUGCUCAUGAGCUGGGCACUUUACUAUUUCUUCAACUCGUUCGGAGCGACGCUACCCUGGAAGUCUUGCAACAACACUUGGAAUGCCAUCGAAAACUGCUCCAGUGGUUUCCCCGGCAACGCCACCCACCUGCAGUCUGCCAGUCAACAGUUCUUCGACCACAGGCUUCUGGAGAAAACCAAUGGCAUUGAAGAAGCUGGUGGCCUUCGCUGGGAACUCGUUGGCUAUCUCCUUAUUUCCUGGGUCAUUGUGUAUUUUUGCAUAUUUAAAGGAGUUAAAUCCACUGGCAAGGUCGUGUACUUCACCGCUGUAUUUCCGUACUUCAUCUUGUUCGCCCUGCUCAUCAAUAAUGUGCAGCUUCCUGGAGCCAAAACUGGGAUCCUCUUCUUUUUGACGCCUGUCUGGAGCAAACUGUUCGAAGUGAAGGUUUGGGUUCAUGCAGCUGCUCAGGUGUUUAACUCCCUUGGAAUAGCUUUUGGCUCCAUGAUUUCGAUGGCUAGUUACAACAAGUUCAACAACAACAUUCUCAGGGAUGCUUUGAUUGUGUCAUUUGCCAACUCCUUCACUAGUAUCCUGGCAGGCUUUGUGAUCUUCUCAGCUAUUGGCUACAUGGCUCAUAUACAUAACCUCCCGGUGGACAACAUAGCUACAGACGGUCCUGGUUUGGUGUUUGUCGUGUACCCUGAAGUCCUCUCCACCAUGCCCGUCUUUCAGCUGUGGGCCCCUCUGUUCUUCUUUAUGCUGCUGUGUCUGGGCCUGGACAGCCAGUUUGCAACAGUUGAGGUGGCUGUGACUUUCAUAAAAGACGAGUUUGGUCCCAAAGUUCUGCAUUUCCUAAAAAGAGAGGAGCUGCUAGCCCUGGCUGUGUGCAUCAUCGGCUUUGUCUUGGGGAUUCCUCACGUUACUAAGGGAGGCAUCUAUGUGUUUCAGCUGAUGGACCACUACACUGCUGUGGUUUCCCUCGUGUUCUUGGCUUUGUUUGAAGUUGUAGCUGUCUGCUGGGUCUUUGGUGUCCCACGUGUCUCCUUAAUGGUCAAAAGGAUGCAAGGAAAAACUCCAAACAUUUACUUCCGUCUCUGUUGGCUGGUGCUCUGUCCUAUGUUGGUGCUGUGCAUACUGAUCUCCAGCAUUGUCCAGUACACUCCUGUUCAUUAUGGGAAGUACCCUUAUCCAGUGUGGGCUGAAUGGGUGGGCUGGGGAGUUUCACUGGUCUCUAUAGUGUGGAUACCACUUGGUGCGUUUCAAGAGAUGUACAGCAACAAAGGCUCACUUCUUCAGAGAAUUAAAACAGCUGUGACUCCUACAAUAGACCUGGAUGCUGAAGAUCCUUUGCCGGAAAAACAAAAUCUUGACCCGGCGUGCGAAACCUUUUUUACCUAAGUGGCAUGACCAGAGAUAAAGCCAAAACCACGUCUGUGCAUCCGUACGUAUCAAACUUUGUGAUACAGUUCAAUUUUUAAUGAAAGGCACUGUUUGAUGUGAUGUAAAGAAUUGAAUUUACUAUGAGAUGCAGAGUCUUUAUGUUUUGGUCAUGAAAUUAUAAUUUAAUCCUAUUUGUUCUACCAAAGGACUUUCUUUACUCUAUCUUAAGCCCACUGUAGUACUUAAAUACUCAAGACACCUAUUCUUUUCAGUUGACUUCAACAGAAUGAAAAUAUCCUUUGCGCCUUGUACAAAGUGUAUAAUGAAAUUCUGAGAUUUUGUUCAUCAACCUAAAGGUUAAUCUAAUUUAAUUAAAUUUAGUAAUGAGUGAUCAUGUUCACUCUUUAAACUAUGCAGGUGUUUGUUCCAACCAAAGAUUGAAAUUUGAACGAUUACAUCAUCCCCUUUGGUUGGUUAAUCUGUAAAAAUGCCUGGUGUAUGCAGCGACGGUUUCUCUUGCAAUGUGUGAUAAAUGUCAGUGAGUUUGUGUAGUGUAAGUGCAUUCCACUCUUAUGGCAAUCAGAGGCUUAUUAACUUUUUAAUAUAUUUACAGUUUAAAUCAUUUAAAUGCCACAUAGGAACUAGAAAUAACCUCUCGACUGCUUGUUACUGAUAGCAGCCUGGGUGUGUUGUUAAUUCCAAGACAUAACAGAACAAUACAGGUUAAAAUUUACCGUAUUAUUUAUUUACCAAUACCCUUUAACACUGCCAGUUGUCUGUCUGUGUUGAGCCAAAACUUCAGAGCUCUAACCUCAAGCUUUGUCACUGGUAUUUGCACGUCAUUCGCCAUUUAAAAUGUCUUGACUUUAUGACUUGCGUGAACUGCCUGAAUGCAUUGUUAGUUUUGACCUCUGGGAGUCCUGACAAGUCUCAUUUUUAGUAGGAAGAGCAGUUUCUGCGUGGCCUGCAAAUGUCUAGCCUCUGAACUGCUGAAUAGAAGCAAGCUGCAAACAAUUUGUUUUUUAACUUCAGUGUCUGUGUUCAGAAAUAUUUUUAGCCUGUGGUUUACAUAGACUUUCCAGUGCACAAACACCAUUUACAUAAAGUGAAAAACCCUUGAACACACAUAAUCAGAGGGGUUAAAAUGAAAUCACAAAGCAUAAACAGAACCAGACAAAUAUAAUUUUUGUUCAAAUUACGGACAUCAUUUUUCAUAAAGACUUAUUUGACCAUCACCUGUGUUCAGUUCCCUCGAUAAUGAGUUAGUGAGUGAUGUGAUCGGGGCAGCAGGUUAAUGUUAUACCCAUGUGUACUGAGCUCAGAUGCAAAUGUGUGACAUAGUGCUUGCUUUUUUUCUACUCUCUGCAGAUUGAGGAAUGAUUCAAUACAUAUGACGUUUUUUGACAUUAUUUUUUAACUAUCUUGGCGCAGGUAACUCACAGAAGUUUUAGAGAUUAUAAAUGGUGCCUUUGAUCUACUGCCAUAAAGCUGAAUUGGGCUAAUGAGGGUAGAUAAUCCUCAGGGGGGCAUCACUUAUCUGGUAAUCUGGUGACUCUCCAUUCAGUUGUGCUCCAUAUUAUAUUGACGCAAAACCUACAGUUAAUCACUGACUGUUUAAUCUCACACUUCUUAAGAGAAAGAUGUCAAAAAGUUCACUUUGGUGGAAAUGUAAUUUAUUUGAACUCAAGCUUUAACUUUGAGAUUGUGCAGUGGUGUUAAGUGAUACUUUUUUUUUUAAAGAUUGACCUCAUGUCUCUGAAGACGAGAUAGUUAGUUAGUUAGUUAGUUAGUUAGUUAGAGUUAUUCUGUGUAACACUGGGAGAAAAGGGGUCAGUCAGAGUUGAAACUGUAAGCUUUGGGGUAAUGUAAAAUGUAGAUGACCUACCUCAACUGGAAAUGACCAGAGGAGAUAUGUGUAAAAGGCAAAGUCACACUUUAAUGUGAGAUUGUCUAAAAGAUUGUGCCCUUCCCUACAGUACGUUCUUGGCCUUUUCUGUCUUACUCAGUAGCGUAUCAAACAAACCUUCACUUCAGAGUGCCUUUUAUUCCAAAGUACUGAAAAUAAGCUCUGAUAACAGAUGCACUAAACAUCUGAUUAUGGUUUUUAAAUUAUUUAAAGAACAAUUUCAGAUGUUUCUCAACAAAGAUGCAUGUAUUUUACAUGCUCUUACUCCAGUUUUGUAUUUGUUUCAUAUUUGUGUAAGAAACUAACCUGUAGGUCGAGAAAAUAAUUAAUCAGGGGCUUAAAAAGUCAUUUUUUUUUAAGAUCACACAAGAGAAGCAUCUGUUUCAUAGAAAUCAGUUACCUGCCUCAAGUGCCUUUCAUGAUUUUAUUUUUUUUAUUUUUAGAUAAUCUAUAUUUAAUAAAACAACCAAAACUUUUAUUUAUGUUGCAUACUGUAUAUGUUGCUGUUGUAAGCUGCCUUUUUUACUGUCAUGAAAUGUAUUAGCUGUUUUUAAAAUGUGCAAAGAUGAUCUAGAAGCACCUUUACAAAAAUAAUAGGUCACUGUUUACACUUUUUAGUAAUUGGUCUUUUAAUACUAAAUACAAUACAAAUUGUAAUGGGCUAUUAACAUAAUGAUCCACAAUCUUGUUUAUAAAGGUACAAAGUCUUGGAACAUGGAUGUUUUCAAAAUGUUGGUUUUCAUUUCAACCUAACAUCCUCUGAUUUCACUGAUUAAUAUCAGCUGCUCUGGCUGAAGUUUUAUUAAUCAUUGAAGUUUGUGGCUGAAUGAAAACAGACUCUUUUUGCUCCAUGAAACAAGACUGCUCAUCGCUCAUGUCAGUUAUUCUCUCAUAAUACACAAGCUCAUCUCAAAUUUGUAUGAUGUGUUACAGUUUCAUGAUAUUGCACUGUAAGUUAGUGACCACAGUAAAAACUGUAGCGUCCUCACAUUCACACACUGCAACAGUGAAGAUACUAAUCAGACUGUAUGCAACACAACUAUAUAUUUGCAGAGCAAGAAUUUUUUAUUUUUAUUUCAAAACUUAAAUGUAUUUUCUCAUGUUUUAUGUUUUUGUUUGAUCCUACAAAUCUACAAUUUCUUUACCAAAUGUAAUGUUGAUUUUUCAUAUCAAUUAAUGAAUGUUUAAUUUUCUUACUAUUUUCAUCAUAUUAUAACUGUGUUAUGAUGUGUGGUGUCUAACAUUUUGUUAAAUAAAAAGCCUUAAUUUUUGCAGAAAGUCACUGGGUGGCAGUAUAGCAGCAGGGAAUGCAAAGGAGAGGCCAUGAAAUCUUUGCAUAACUGAACUGCCUCAGUCUUUUCUACUUAUCAAUACAAAACUGCUCUAUCUGUUGUGUCACCUACAGUGGGAUCCAAGUCUGAGACCAUUUUGUCAUUAAUUACAAUAUUGUUUUUUCAUUUUUUUUUUUUUUUAAUGCAUUAAACAUCAAAUACAGGGA
This is a messenger RNA of Seriola aureovittata, 7521 nucleotides long. RefSeq lists its product as uncharacterized. Bases 2630 to 4135 code for a protein of 501 amino acids. Gene Ontology annotation, biological process: sodium ion transmembrane transport. The transcript has 12 exons. Gene Ontology annotation, cellular component: membrane. The record is from RefSeq and is a predicted model, not a curated record. Lineage: Eukaryota; Metazoa; Chordata; Actinopteri; Carangiformes; Carangidae.